Molecule: messenger RNA, 1596 nt
Organism: Sinocyclocheilus grahami
Lineage: Eukaryota; Metazoa; Chordata; Actinopteri; Cypriniformes; Cyprinidae
Product: Golgi reassembly-stacking protein 1-like
Exons: 9
Coding region: 99-1523 (474 amino acids)
Biological process (GO): Golgi organization
Cellular component (GO): Golgi apparatus
Molecular function (GO): protein binding
Source: RefSeq, a predicted model, not a curated record
GGACAACAUGGCCACGAUGUUUUGAGUAAUCUCUGUCAGGGUCGUUUGUUUCGGAAAGCUAAACAUAACACUGUAAAACAUCGAAACCCUCAAGAGUAAUGGGUUUAACACAGAGCACUGGUGCACCUGAGGGGGGAACAGAAGGAUAUCACGUCCAUGGGAUUCAAGAGGACUCACCAGCAGAGAAAGCUGGGUUGGAACCGUUUUUUGAUUUCAUCAUAUCCAUUGGCCAUAAUCGUCUUAACCAGGAGAAUGAAAUGCUCAAGGACCUCCUCAAGGCUAAUGUGGAGAAACCGGUGAAGAUGGAAGUGUAUAGCACAAAGACCAUGAGGAUCCGAGAAUUGGAAGUGGUUCCCAGCAACAUGUGGGGUGGCCAAGGACUUCUGGGAGCCAGUGUCCGCUUCUGCAGCUUUCAAGGAGCCAAUGAAAAUGUUUGGCAUGUUCUCGAUGUGGAGCCAAAUUCACCAGCAGCAUUGGCCGGACUCCAGGAACAUUCAGAUUUCAUUGUUGGAGCUGACCAGGUUCUCCAAGAUUCAGAGGAUUUCUUCUCCCUAAUUGAAGCCCAUGAGGGGAAACCACUGAAGCUGCUGGUCUACAAUACAGAGACUGAUAAUUGCAGGGAGGUGGUUGUCACACCAAAUGGUGCCUGGGGGGGAGAAGGCAGUCUUGGCUGUGGCAUUGGAUAUGGCUACCUGCACCGAAUCCCAGCACGACCUGACGGCCCAAAAUCUGAAAAAGUCAGUCCAAAAGUUUCUCCUGUGGCAGGAACGCCAGAGCAUGAGCUUCCUACAAAUGGAUUCACAGAGGUGUCCUUAAUGGCGUCUAGUCAGUCAAUGAGUGGCUUUGAUCUUGACACCCCACUGCCACCUCCCAUUCAGAGAGUCAUGGAUCCUGGUUUCUCGGAUCAGUCAGAAGUGGCCAUGAUGAAUUCGGAGAUGUCAGACAUAGCAGACCGACUGGACCUAUCCACUUCUUCCAUUGACAUGACAAACACAUCCCUAGCUGUCCGAGAGGACAUUGACGUAUCAGGUGUUGAGGAGCUUCAAGAUAGUGAGGUUCCUAGUCGUAACCCUGAGGAGCAAAAUACAGAGGAAUAUCCUGCUGUGGAUUUCAGUUCUUCUGUUGCACCACCUUCAGAUGUUUCUCCUCCCCUUUCUCUCUCACACCCUCUUCUCCCAAAUCUGCCUCUCGAUCAUAGCAUGCUGACAGACAUGGCAUCUUUGAUGAAUUCUUCAAUCUCGUCUCUCGACUCUUCUGUGCCUCCUAUAGACAUCUCUUCCCUGCUCAUUGACCCCGCCGCCCUUCAUCUCGAGUCAUCUGCCCCACCUGCAGAGUAUCCCAUGCAACCCAACGAGUCCUCACCUUUCUCCUCAGAAAGUGAUGGUGUCAGUCAGGGUUUUUCUGAUGAGCCAAAGUCUCAAAAGAGCAGCUUGUCUGAGGGCAGAGCAGAGGUCGAAUCCUGUGACCUGAUGUCUUUUGAUUCCCAUAAUGCACAUGUCAAAGAUGAAGCUGCUUCUCAGUAGUGACACUACCAAGUACUACCUUGUAGGGCUGUCAAAAUUUUUUCUGAAUAUUCGUCGAAUUUAAAAUAAAAAU